CUUCGGCAAAGUCCCACUUAAGGCCCCCGUCACCCUCAUUCGUCUUUCUCAGUAUGGUGUAUUAUUUUACAAGCAACGUGGUGGACCCUCCCGCGUUCAUCUAUGUAGGCAAGGACAAGGUCGAGAACGAAGAGCUGAUCAAAUACGGAUGGGAGGAGGAUGUGUGGUUUCACGUCGACAAUUUGUCGUCUGCCCAUAUCUAUGUGCGACUGAGGGAUGGUGAAACCUGGGACCAGAUACCAAAGGACCUCAUUACAGACUGUGCGCAGUUGACCAAGGCAAACUCCAUAGAAGGAAACAAAAAGGACAACGUUACGGUUAUUUACACACCGUGGUCAAAUUUGAAGAAAGAUGGCAGCAUGGCAGUAGGUCAGGUGGGAUUCAAGGAUCCGAAGAAGGUCAAAAGAGUCCACGUCGAGCAAAGACUGAACCAUAUCGUCAACCGUCUCAACAAAACUAAGGUCGAAAAGUUUCCUGAUCUCCGUCAGGAGCGUGAGGAUCGCAAGAAGGAGCUGCGAGCCCGUGACCGAGCUGCCCAACAGCAGCGGCAGAAAGAAGAGAAACGCCUGGAGCAGGAGCGCAAGAAGAAGGCGUACGAACGCGACCACGCCUAUGAUUUCAUGAAUGACGAGGAGGCAAUUGCCGCUAGCAGCAACCAAGAUCGCGCAAGUGAUUUCGAGGACGACUUUAUGUGAAUGUAGGUGGGAGCGAGUACGUCUCGAUUCCGCGAUCGACGUAGUCGGUUAGAAGCUUCACGGUGCCUCUUGAUGUUUGCUCCUCCAUGCCCUGAGUGGAAGUCCUUCAUGUAGACAGCUCAAGACGUUCCGAUCCGUCCAACGCUCUUCUGGAGUGUAUUACAAAUGUAGCCAUCCGCGACUUGCUCACUUAAGGCAUAGACCCAUUGAUUCAUUCAACAUCCUCAGCGUAUGAUGAAAGCAGUCAUAUGCCCUCAUGCGCGCAACCCUGUCAACCUUAUCCCUAGCAUUCCCUCUCUUAGCCCACUGGUAAGGCUCAAAGUACCAAGUCAUUAGCAAGCUGCGCAGAACUUUAUGCUCCAAACCAUUGCUUUUACGAGCAC
Messenger RNA from Verruconis gallopava, 1078 nucleotides. RefSeq lists its product as uncharacterized. NCBI's taxonomy places the organism in Eukaryota, Fungi, Ascomycota, Dothideomycetes, Venturiales, Sympoventuriaceae. The coding region runs from base 54 to 695 and encodes 213 amino acids. The transcript is spliced from 4 exons. The record is from RefSeq and is a predicted model, not a curated record.